UUCGGCGUUGACUCGGGUGGUGAAUGUGGCGUACCAACCAGCAAACGCUUUCGCAUGCCCCAGAACUCCCCCAGCAGCAAUGGUGUCUUUUGGUAUUCCUAUGAUUACGCAAGUGUUCACACCACUGUAAUUUCCUCGGAACAUGAUAUGUCGGAAGGAUCGACACAAUUCGCGUGGUUACAGGCUGACUUGGCGUCGGUGAAUCGCUCGCUGACACCAUGGCUCAUCGUGGAGUCUCACCGUCCUAUGUACGAAGGAGAAGCCAUUUGGGAACAGAACGCCGUGGGUAUCGCAAUGCGGUACGAAAUAGAAGAUUUGUUGCAGGAGUUUCAGGUAGACUUAUUCUUGGCCGGCCACUACCACGCCUAUCACCGAACCUGUGACGGUCUGUACAAAAGCGAAUGUGAAGCAGGAGGUCCAAUACAUAUAACUGUGGGAACAGCCGGGGCCGCCUUGAGCGACUCGACUUUAUACGACAAUGAAUGGACCGAAGUCUUUAUCAAACAAGACUACGGCUAUGGUCGGAUUACGGUGGCCAAUUCGACUGCUUUGUUAUUUCAAUUUGUGAAGGCAGGGGAUGAAUCUGAUACAACCUCAGGAGUUGUCCGUGACAGUGUCUGGAUUUUUCGCGAUCGAUGAAUCAAAGUGGGGAGGCAUUUCAUCUUCCGGCUUUGUCAGCGUUUUGAAGUGUGUCUUGAUCUCUUUACUGUCAAAGGAUGCAAAGACAUUCUUUCAUCAAUCUUUUGUACUGACUAUUUUUGGGGCCGCCUUGAUGGGGUACAACACACAUGUCUCG
Molecule: messenger RNA, 796 nt
Organism: Phaeodactylum tricornutum CCAP 1055/1
Lineage: Eukaryota; Bacillariophyta; Bacillariophyceae; Surirellales; Neidiaceae
Exons: 1
Coding region: 55-639 (194 amino acids)
Molecular function (GO): hydrolase activity
Source: RefSeq, a predicted model, not a curated record